Molecule: messenger RNA, 462 nt
Organism: Cylicostephanus goldi
Lineage: Eukaryota; Metazoa; Nematoda; Chromadorea; Rhabditida; Strongylidae
Source: the annotation of a GenBank genome assembly
AUGAUGGAUAUUGAUAGCGAACACCUUGGUAUCCCAGAACAGGAUUAUGCUGUCGUAUGCGAAAUGCCAUCUUCUGAGUUCCAGAAAACUUGCAAAGAUAUCGCUAUGUUCAGUGACUCACUUAACAUUACGGCUACCAAGGCUGGUAUCGUCUUCACUGGAAAAGGAGACACUGGUCAAUCCGUUAUCACCUACUCACCCAACAGCAGUGCUGAUAGUGAAGAUGAGGCUAUAACUUUGGAAGUGACUGACCCGGUGAAUGUCAACUUCUCAAUAAAAUACAUGAACCAGUUCACGAAGGCCACAAAUCUCUCCAGCCGCGUUCGCAUUUCGCUAUGCAACGACGUACCGAUUGUGAUCGAAUAUCCACUAACAGAGGAUGGCAGACCUAGUGGUCAACAGCAUGGACAUCUGCGAUUUUACCUCGCACCCAAGAUCGACGACGAGGAGAACAUGGACUAA